GGGUGGACUCUGGGGCAUUAUACCCCGUUGAGCUCCAGGCCCUCCCCAGACCUUGCUCCCACAUUCCACUCCACCUCCAGUAUUUCCAGAAUUGGCCACUCUAAUUUGCGAUGCGAAGUUGUGGACCUAAGCGAUUUUGAUCCCUCUCUGUAGCUGUGGCGGCUCAGGGAAAAAAAAACAGCCCAGUCUGCAGGAAUUUAGGGGCAGUUGAAAGUUCCAGGCUCCAGUAGCCAGGAUACUAACAUCUGCCCCAUUUUUGAAAUGGGAGAUCUGCGGAGAUGCCUAGCCAGUGGAGAAUAUGGCAAGCUGAAGGACUGUCCCAUGUUUGAAAGCAAUUUUGUACAGGUCACCAAAGAUGGGGAGGUAAACAACAGGAUCACCAUGGGUAUUGCUGCCAGUAGUCCAAGCUUGGAGCUGCCUGACCUUAUGCUGCUGGCGCGGCCAGUGGAGUGCCAGCAGGAGACAGACUCAUGCGCGUAUGUUCAAGCUGUGUUUGUCCCUCAAGAAGAGCUGCAACUUAUCGGGCUUCUGCCCCUGAAGUUUGUCCGGAUCUUCAUCCACGAUGAAAGAAGAUACCAGUUCAAAGUUAGCCUGGCCAAUGGCCGCACGUUCUAUCUACAGCUUCUGGCACAUCCUCAAAAACUGGAAGAUAUCUUUGGGCAGUGGGUACGACUGCUCUACCGCUUGCGUUUUUACCGCACUGAUGCCCCCAUCACCUACCAGCAGGCGAACCUGAGCUACCCGCAUCGCAGUGUAUCCAGGAAGUGGUCAUAGGUGAUCCAAAAGAAUCCCAUUAUUCUCGGGACCUC
Molecule: messenger RNA, 809 nt
Organism: Eublepharis macularius
Lineage: Eukaryota; Metazoa; Chordata; Lepidosauria; Squamata; Eublepharidae
Gene: GARIN5A
Product: golgi associated RAB2 interactor 5A
Exons: 4
Coding region: 262-774 (170 amino acids)
Cellular component (GO): nucleus
Source: RefSeq, a predicted model, not a curated record